GUGGAAGUAGCCGAGCAGCUGCUGGACGGCACGGAGGGAAGGAGUGGAGGAGAGGAGAGCACCGCGGGGUGUUGGGACAGAGAGCGCUCUGACUGUUCUCUUUGGGCUACAUGCAGCACGACGGACAACAAAGCUGAAGUUCUCUCACUCUCUUCCUGUCUUCUAUGCAGCACAAAGAACAAAAAGGCGAGGCAUCUUCAUAUAACUGACAGAGAUCCUGAGCCAUCAUGCCUCGCUGCAAAGUGAACCUCAGCACCAUGAUUUUCCUGGUCAUCCUGCAGGGAGCCGCCGUGGUCCUCUUUUGUGGCUGGUACAUGGAGCUGAAUCCCUGCAGCUCGGCACCCCCAAAUGGCAAAGUUCAUGUUCUGCUCCUGUCAUCAUGGCGAUCAGGUUCAUCCUUCCUGGGUCAGGUGUUUAGUCAACACCCAUCUGUGUUCUACCUUAUGGAGCCCGCUUGGCAUGUGUGGACUAGACUGCAGAAACCGGGUGCGAGGUUGCUCCGGAUGGCAGUUAGAGACUUGCUACGGAGCGUGUUCCAGUGUGACCUCUCUGUAAUGGAGGCCUACUUGCCUGAUCAAUACAACGUGUCCAACUUGUUUAUGUGGUCCCAAAGUCGAGCUCUGUGCUCGCCACCAGCUUGUUCACUCACACCACGCAACCAAUUCAGCAACCAAACUUCGUGCAAGCAGGUAUGUGAUGCUCAGGGUCUGCAGCGAGUGCAGGAUGCCUGCAGUACCUACAGCCACGUGGUGUUAAAAGAGGUACGAUUCUUUGAGCUGGAAUCCCUCUACCCGCUCUUACAGGACCCAAACAUGGAUCUUCGCAUCAUCCACCUGGUCCGAGAUCCCAGGGCAGUUUUGAAGUCUCGUGAAGAGGCAGCCAAAGCCCUCAUAAGAGAUAGUGCUAUAGUGUUAGAACAAAGAAACGUACCAGCAGCAGAGGUGCAGUAUCAAGUCAUGCAGGAGAUCUGCCGCAGCCAUGUGCGCAUCAAUGAGAGAGCCAUCAUGAAGCCUCCCCCCUUCCUCGAAGGCCGCUACAAAAUGGUCCGUUAUGAGGAUGUUGCCCGCAACCCACUGGAGGAGAUAAAUGCCAUUUAUGAUUUCGUAGGUCUGGAAAUGACUAAAGAGUUGAAGGAAUGGAUCUACCGUGUUACCCAUGGGAAAGGCAAAGGUACCAAGAAAGAGGCCUUCAAAAUUACAUCAAGAAAUGCUGCUGAUGUCUCCCAGGCUUGGCGUAGUAUACUUCCACAUAACAAAGUCAAACGAAUUCAGGAAGUGUGUAAAGGGGCCAUGUCUUUGCUUGGGUACAGGACAGUUUACAGUGAAAAAGAGCAGAAAAGCUUGGACAUAGACCUUCUUGUGCCACGGGAACCAUAUCAGUUCAGCUGGUUGCCAACAAAAACAGAGGGUCCGGGAACCGUUUAAAACAUGAAUUACAAAGACACCAAGACAUUGGAGUGAAGUCUGUAUUCUUUGUGCUUGAAGAUUGUUACUGCAAAGGGCAUGAUGUCCACUUGAACUGUGAUGAGUUUGCACCCUUACUUGACUCAGAUUUUGGUCAGUCAAAUCUGAUUUGGUCUCACUUGUUUGAUAGACACUUUUAGGGUUGUUUCAUUUUUAUAUUAACUCAGAGCCACACAAAUCUCCACUAUCAGCCCUCAACAGUUUUAUCUCAGUUUUCUCAGUUCAUCUCAGUUUUAAGCUCGCCAGUUGUUUAAGUCUUUUCAUUUACUCAAGUUCAAUUUACCCACACUAGGAAUUUGAGUUAGUUUCAUGCCUGGAUCAGACUCCACAGUUUGUUUUGUCUUUUGUCAUGGCACCAUGUCAGAUUACAGAUCAAAAAUGUCCUGUCUGGUCUAACAACAUUAGAAGUGUGAUCCUGACCAACCAUCAAAUGCUGUUGUUAUGACUGUCUUUGCAAUGAUGGGAUUUCAUAGGUUGUUUGGUUCUUAGGUCAGGAGGUGUAAAUCACAGCCACUGCAGAGGCCCUCUGUGUGUCUGAAAAGUUUGAAACGAUGAAAAAGGAACUAUUGUGGAUUCGUCCUUUUCGGUCAAGAAGAGAAAAAUAUGGACUGGCUGGUCUUUAAAUUAAACUUGAGGUACGGAUGGAAUGAUGUCUGGCUAUGCUAGCUUCACUGUAUGCAAACAAAAGAUGGCCCAGAGGGAAAACAUUUGAGUGUAGGAAAUUGUGUAAUGUCACUGAUAAACAAUGAUACAAAGAUAGGUAACGAAUGCUAUCGUGUUGGUGAGCAUCAGUAAACACAUUGUUGAUGUUAGGGUGUUAAAUGGAAAAUGCAAAAAAACAUUUGGGCAUGGCAGUCUUGUUGAUUUGCCGCCUUGGUACAUCUUGGAUGCAUUGUUAAUUAUGUCACACUACAUUUGUCAGACUCAGUGUUUAUAUUCAGACCAACAUUUGACGAUAGGCUGCAACAACACGAUCAGGCCAAACUCCAGCUGUUUCCUUGUCGUCUGAUCAGAUCUUAAGAGCUACUGUUAACAACUUUGCAGCUCCCUCUAGCCACACAGAAGAGUAUAAGAAAAAUGUAAACUUUUUCACUGAUUAAU
Cheilinus undulatus (humphead wrasse) is the source of this 2564-nucleotide messenger RNA. Its product is annotated as carbohydrate sulfotransferase 6-like. Gene Ontology annotation, cellular component: Golgi membrane. Gene Ontology annotation, biological process: N-acetylglucosamine metabolic process; sulfur compound metabolic process; carbohydrate metabolic process. Bases 228 to 1424 code for a protein of 398 amino acids. The record is from RefSeq and is a predicted model, not a curated record. Gene Ontology annotation, molecular function: N-acetylglucosamine 6-O-sulfotransferase activity. NCBI's taxonomy places the organism in Eukaryota, Metazoa, Chordata, Actinopteri, Labriformes, Labridae. The transcript has 2 exons.